This is a messenger RNA of Colossoma macropomum (tambaqui), 3757 nucleotides long. It is a transcript of the gene slc25a32a, whose product is annotated as solute carrier family 25 member 32a. Gene Ontology annotation, cellular component: mitochondrion. The coding region runs from base 223 to 1212 and encodes 329 amino acids. NCBI's taxonomy places the organism in Eukaryota, Metazoa, Chordata, Actinopteri, Characiformes, Serrasalmidae. Gene Ontology annotation, biological process: nucleotide transport; folate import into mitochondrion. The record is from RefSeq and is a predicted model, not a curated record. The transcript has 7 exons. Gene Ontology annotation, molecular function: FAD transmembrane transporter activity; folic acid transmembrane transporter activity.
UACGGGUGGGAAAACAAAUGCUCUUCGUCCUUCUUCUUCUUCUUGUUCUUCAGCACAGCCUAAGUGGUUCUCCAUGCGGCGGAGGUAAUGCGGGGAAGCCCCAGCUCUGCGUGGCGGUUUUACGAGGCGGAUGGUUACAUGAUCGCCGCUCACAGCCGCUCAUAAAUGACAUCUUUAUAGUAUCUUCCUCUGGCACGGACAGAGACCAGCGAGUAAACAACCAUGAGUGCUGUUUCCAGACCGCGACACCACGGGGCAGCAGCAGCAGCAGCGCUGCCCGUCCCUCCUCCCGACUCCAGCAGCGCGCCUUUCCCCGCUCCAGCGAGCCUCCUGAAGCACAUCAGGUACGAGAACCUGGCCGCUGGGCUGAGCGGGGGCGUCAUAGCCACCAUGGUGCUUCACCCUCUCGAUCUGGUCAAGAUCCGCUUUGCAGUCAGUGAUGGGCUGAAGGUCAGGCCGCAGUAUGAAGGCAUGCUGCACUGUAUGAAGAGUAUCUGGCAGGUGGAGGGGAUCAGGGGUCUCUACCAGGGAGUGACCCCCAACAUCUGGGGUGCCGGAGCCUCCUGGGGGCUUUACUUCCUGUUUUAUAAUGCGAUUAAAGCGUACACGCAGGAGGGACGUCAAGCUGAGCUGAGUGCCCUGGAGCACCUGGUGUCUGCGGCAGAAGCAGGCAUUCUGACGCUUUGCCUGACCAACCCGGUCUGGGUGACAAAGACCCGGCUGGUGCUGCAGUACAAUGCAGAGCCGGACGGGAAGCAGUACAAGGGAAUGCUGGACGCCCUCGUGAAAAUAUACCGUCACGAGGGUAUCCCGGGAUUAUACAGGGGCUUUUUGCCAGGACUUGUGGGAACCACUCAAGCUGCACUGCAGUUCAUGACUUACGAAGGUCUGAAGAGGGAACAGAACAGAUAUAAGGAGAUGCCUUCAGAAGCCCUGCUGUCUCCUCUGGAAUAUAUUGUCAUGGCAGCCGUCUCCAAAAUAGUUGCCGUGGCAGCAACCUACCCGUACCAGGUGGUGCGAGCACGACUUCAGGACCAGCACAACAAUUACAGCGGCAUAGCGGACGUCAUCAGGAGAACGUGGAGGAACGAGGGAGUUGAGGGCUUUUAUAAAGGCAUGGUGCCCAACCUGGUGCGAGUCAUUCCAGCCUGCUGCAUCACUUUCCUCGUCUAUGAGAACGUCUCGCGCCUUCUUCUGGGACAGUACCACUGAACCUCACACGCAGCAGCUCAGCCAAAAACAGCCCAACACAGCGUCGCAGGACAUGUGCGUGUGUUAGGGAGAGUCAGGACGGUGCAGCGGUCACAGAACCCAACAACUCCAAUGUGUUUAGCAUGUGCGCACAAAAUAAGGUGCAUGCACUGGAGGAGAGGGCUGGGUAGCUUUUAUCUUCUAUCGCGCUUAACUUUACUCUCACCUAAAGGGACAUUCAGGUCAACAGUCGGGUCGGAGAAGUGUGUCCGUGUUGUCUUGCACAUUUGUGGAUAUUAGACUAGCGCAGAGAAUACAGUGUGUAAACAUAAACAUGUGCUGAGAGGAAUUAAAUGAUCAGGUUGGGUAAAAAAUAGAAUUAUAGCCAUUAUAUCAUGAAGCGACACUCAGUUUGCUUGAUUCAAAUGUGCGCAUCGUUUUCAUGUGAAUACAGUAUAUUACAUAAACACGGUUCAGUCGUCGUUCAGUUUACUUUAUUUUUAAUAUGAAAUGUUUUAUUUGUGUGCAAAUGAAACUCAUCUGAAUCAAGUAAAUUCAGUGCAGGACGUUUCUCAGUACUAUUGGGACAGGUUUAGUUUUACAUGGGGUGAUGUAAUUAUUAAUGAUUCUGAUUUUAAUCCCGUCCCGAUCCGCCAAAAUAUUCUGUACCACAUGCUCCUGCAUCAGUAAAGUAAUCCUGAGCUAUAAAACGACGCCAUAGAAAUAAUCUCUGAUAUAUUAAUCCCAUUGCUAUAAAAUACAUGGUAAAAAUAUUCAUCUCAGGUCAUAAUAAUGUUCUUAGGUUAUAUUAAACUCAUGCCUUAAAAAGCACCACAGAAAUACAACCAGAUUAUGUUAAUCCAGUCUAUAAAAUGAACCACCGAAAAAAUCCCAGGUCAUGUUAAUCCACCACCUUUAAACUAACCAUAGAAAUAAAACUGUAAAGCUAGCUAUAGAAAUAAACCCUGGUCAUGUUAAUCACGCACAAACCAUAGAAAUAAACCCCUGUUAUGGUAAUCCUGCGCUAUAAAACAUACUGCAGAAAUAAUCUCAGGUUAUGUUAAUCCUGUGCUAUAAAAUGAGCUGCAGAAAUAAUCCCAGGUUAUGUUAAUCCCACAAUAUAAAACAAACCAUAGAAAAAACCCCAGUCAUGGUAAUCCUGUGCUAUAAAACGAGCUGCAGAAAUAAUCCCAGGUUAUGUUAAUCCCACACUAUAAAACAACCAAUAGACAUAAACCCUGGUUAUGUUAAUCCCGUGCUAUAAAAUGAGCCAUAUAAAUAAUCCCAUGUUAAUCCCGCUCCGUAAAACUAACUAUAGAAAUAAACCCUGGUUAUAUUAAUCCCGCACUAUAACACAAACCAUAGAAAUAAUCCCCGGUAUGGUAAUCCCAUGCUAUAAAAUGAGCCACAGAAAUAAUCCCAGGUUAUAUUAAUCCUGUUCUGCAAACCAUAGAAAGACUAAUAAUUAAUCCUGCUCUAUAAAACAAGCUGCAGAAACAAUGCCAGGUUACAUUAAUCCCAUACUAUAACACGAACUGUAGAAAUAGUCCCAGGUUAUAUCCGUUGUGUAUAAGCUGUAAAAAUAACUCCAGGUUGUAUUAAUCCCUGGCAAAUAUUGUAUCACAUCCUAUGGAAAGUUUGCGUUUUUUCCUAAGAAUGGAGGCAGUCGGAGUAGAAUUUACUUGUGCUCUGCGGCCAAAAUCAAACCGAUAUGUUCUGCUCUACCUCAAGUAUGCCAGUCCAAGUUUUAGAAUGAGUGAAAUAAUAGCAGUUUUUAUGCUCCGAUGACUGUUGGCUGAAAAUCCACCAGCCAGUGACACACCGUUUCACUCAAAACAGCCAGACAGAUGGUUAUGAUUCGAUUAAAUGUUCGGACAUGUUUUCUGCUCGUAAGAGCUGAACGUAUCGGUGUGAAGGCAGUCGAGUAGCUGCUCUGAUCUCUGAAAUUUCAUCCUGUGUGAAUUGUUCACAAACAUGACUAACAUCCUGUGGUGAAGUUACAUCACCCCACCUCCUCACAGAAAACGACUACCGUCCCAAUAGUGCUUCUGUCACCACAUGAUUAUAUGAGCACCCUAUUCCUGUAUAUGAGCGGUGUCUGUAUUUAUGUAUUCCUGUCUUGCCUCACAUGAUGAUAUGUAUUCUGAAGUAAGUCAGGCGUGAGCCGCAGGAGAAGAUCACGGACUGUCUGUGCUGUAUUUGUGAACUAGGGCCGAAUUGUUGACCCCUUGAAGAUGACUGUGAGUGAGUUUCCACUCCAAAGCUGGACCAUGGUUUGGCUUACUGAGCACGCUCAGUGGAUUGGCACAAAGCUGGAAUGGAAACGACAGCGAGGAAUGGAUGGAGACCCUGCAGGGGAAGGAAGAGACUUUAUACAAACCAAAUGUAUCCGGAUUACGCACAAGAAAACAAAGAGGGAGUUUUGGCCCUUAGAAAGUCUACAGUUAUUAUUUAGACUUGGUAUUAUUGUCAUUUGGAGACGUUAUAUAAAUGUUGUGUGAUUACAUUAAUAAAUACAUAAUUACUUAUUCAAUUAAAUUUCCAUUAAAUUUACAUUCUGCUUUGA